Amphibalanus amphitrite is the source of this 2484-nucleotide messenger RNA. Its product is annotated as innexin inx2-like. Gene Ontology annotation, cellular component: plasma membrane; gap junction. The transcript has 4 exons. Lineage: Eukaryota; Metazoa; Arthropoda; Thecostraca; Balanomorpha; Balanidae. Gene Ontology annotation, molecular function: gap junction channel activity. The record is from RefSeq and is a predicted model, not a curated record. Bases 233 to 1429 code for a protein of 398 amino acids. Gene Ontology annotation, biological process: phototransduction.
UGUUUACCGGAGUCCCUGUGGGGGUCUGUGCGGGCGGCACCACCCGCUGGACGGGCGACCUCAGUGGCAGACGGCGCGGCGACCGGGCAGCACCGGUCCCAUGCAGAGGACGCACACGGGACGCACAGCUCCAACAGCAAUCGCAUCUGAGACGCUUGACAAAUCUACAGACCCGAAAAGGCGGGUCAAGGAGGACGUUUAAGACCGCUGAUCCUCACCUAAGAUAGCCACCAUGCCUAUGAGUGCAUUGGCCGGUCUCGCCCGCUUCAUCAAGGGCAAGGGUGCUGGCGGGGUGCACAUCGACAAUCGCCUCUUCCAGCUGCACUAUCGCGUGACCACUACCAUCUUCCUUGGAGCGUCAGCGCUGCUGUGCACCUCGAGUCUGUUCGGCAGCCCGGUGAACUGCCACCACUCGGACCCGGACCGUAUUUCCAAGGACGUCAUCAACACGUACUGCUGGGUGACGUCAACGUACACGCUGCCGCACCAGCUGGCCAAGGGAGACAAGUACCCGUUCAGUGACAUUCCGUUCCAGGGAGUGGGAACACACAGCGCCACCGACGAGAAAAAGUACCACGGCUACUACCAGUGGGUGGCGUUCGUGCUCUUCCUGCAGGGGAUGGCGUUCUACGUGCCGCACUGGCUGUGGCGCGUGGCCGAGGGUCGCCGGCUGUCCUCGCUGCUCCAGCAGACCAGCGUGCCUGUCCUUGACGCCGAGGACCGCGCGCGGCGCCUAUCCAACACGGUCCAGUACCUCCAGGCGUCGCUUGGCUCCUACAACGGCUACUUCUACCGCUACUGCGCCUGCGAGCUGCUCAACUGCAUCAACGUGGUGGCCAACAUCUUCAUCACAGACCGGUUCCUGAACGGCGACUUCUUGUCGUACGGGCCUCGCGCGCUCGCCUACUUCUCGGGUCGCUACGGCAACCGUGCCAGUCCGAUGACCGAGACGUUCCCGAAGCUGACCAAGUGCAACUUCCAGCUGGUGGGCAGCUCAGGCUCGGUGCAGUCGAUCGACUCCAUCUGCGUCAUGGCGCUCAACAUCCUCAACGAGAAGGUGUACCUGCUGCUGUGGUUUUGGCUGCUGACGCUGGCGCUGGUCAGCGCUCUGGCCUUCGUCUGGCGUCUGGUGAUGAUGUCGGCCACCGCCCUGCGCGUGCCCAUGCUGAAGAGGAGCACCGAGCUGGUGAACCCCCGCGACCUGGAGGAUGUCGCCCAGCGCGUCCGGCUCGGAGACUUCUUCCUCUUCUGUAUGAUGGCCAAGAACAUGGACGCGGUGGCGUUCAGCCAGCUGAUGGCCGAGCUGUCGCACACGCUCACCAAGAAGCCGGCCGGCGAGGGCACCAUCCCGCGCGCGCCGCCCAUCGAGCACACCCCCGGACAAACGCUGGUCAAGCGCAACGUGUCGCACACAGCCGACGCCAACUGAGCGGAUGUGACGUCCGGACAGAGAAACGAUCAUGAAGCAUACCGAACAUGACUCGCUGGAUGGCAAGAGUUGGACGCAAUGAAUGGAGCGAGCUGCUUUUGCUGUGUGUUCCGAGCUGAAGUCACUGAUUUGACCCCGAACUGAGCUCCCUCGGCGGUUGAGGUGGAACUGCUUGAGAGUUGGGCACGGCCACGCUUAGUCGCUGACAGCUGCUUGGUGUUUUUCUUGGACAAGUAUCAGUGUGUACAUUAUUAGACUUAUUCUAUACAUAAGUGUGACGUGCAAAGCAUUAAUAGUUGGACCAUAUCUGAUUGGAUAAAGGCUUCGUGGGCUUCCAAGCGUUUUAAUUUAAGAUAAUGUCGGGUGGCAAUAAGUGGCAAGUGAUUUCAUAGUAUUGUGAAAUAUUGUUGACGCUUAUUGCUCACCUGGCUUAGAGUAAGGUAUGUCAAAUUGGACCAAAGAAUGGUCAACGGGUAGACUCGUCGGUCGGUGAGCUAACCGAACCAGCUCUAAUCCCAUUGUAAGCAGGAUUUUCUACGCACAGCAACUAAACAGGGCUGUGCUUGGGUGCUAAGGACGCUCGCCAAUGGGAUUCCGUAAGAGUACAUUGCUAAGAAUAUGGAUAAACCCGCUUUGGACCAAGUUGGAACUAAGUGGUAAAUUGACCAUGUGUUGUUAUAUAUGAUUAUAUGUUAAGAUAUUGCGCUAAGGGCAAACUAUCGUCAUCGGCCGGGCAUCUUGCGGUAUAACUAUGUGAUAAAUGUACGUGAAUGCUGCUGCUGUGGCGUCUGUUAUUAUUCAUAAGUGGUAAACCAAGCCUCAGGGUGCCUGUCAUGUCGUUAACAUAGGUAUAGAUAUACGAUAAGAUUAACUAAUACUGCAUGCUAUAUCUCGGUAACUAUUCGUAUUUGCUAGCUAAGGUACCAUGAAGCACACUCGCAUGGCUUUUGCUCUGUGGAAAAUAUGCAUAAUGUGUGUUAUGCUUCUUUUUACUAAUGAGAGUGAGUUGGUUGAAUGUCGGACGCCCGUUCAAAAAAUAAAUAUUAUUGAUCAAG